Messenger RNA from Oreochromis niloticus (Nile tilapia), 1386 nucleotides. RefSeq names its product BCL2 associated athanogene 2 (gene bag2). The transcript is spliced from 3 exons. Gene Ontology annotation, molecular function: adenyl-nucleotide exchange factor activity; protein-folding chaperone binding. Gene Ontology annotation, biological process: protein stabilization. The coding region runs from base 367 to 993 and encodes 208 amino acids. NCBI's taxonomy places the organism in Eukaryota, Metazoa, Chordata, Actinopteri, Cichliformes, Cichlidae. The record is from RefSeq and is a predicted model, not a curated record.
ACUGUCAGAGUUAAAAGGUUGGUGGUGGAUUCAGCAAAGUCUAUUAACUAAUUUUGUUGGACAAAAAAUAGUGACUGUUAUCCUAUUUUAAAUCCUAGCUAGUAUUUCUGUGGACCGGACGGCCGUUUCCGUGGUCCUUCAGGGGGUCCUCGGACCCUAGUUUUGAGAGCACAGUUCUGGGCUCCUCGGGAAGCUUCUAUGAGGAGAGAGUGAAGGAAGUUGCAGCCCAUGUUUGGAAAUGUUCUCCCAGGGGCGCUGCAGCAGCAGCCGGUGGAGCUACAGUCAGCUGGACAGCUCGGAGUUGACCGCACACGGGAUUUGUUUUUACUCCGGAACGGAUCAGCCUUGUGACGGGUAUUCAUCAUCAUGGCUCAGGCAAAAAUACAGGCGAAGAUGAACGAGGCUACCUGUAGCAAGUUCAGCAGGACGCUAUCCAUGGCAGAUCGCUCGGGGCGGCUGCUGGAAAGUUUGGACCAGCUCGAAAUGAGGGUGGAGGCUUUACGCGAAGCGGCAUCGGCCAUGGAGCAGGAAAGGGAGUGCAUCCUGGAAAUGAUUCAAUCUCUACAGAACAGUCAAGAAAUGCGUAACAUCUGUGCUGGAGAGAGAGAGGAGUUAACUUUAACUGCAAACCGUUUAAUGGGCCGGACGCUGUCUGUGGAAAUCUCUGUUGGGACAAUCAGAAACCCGCAGCAGGAGGAGGCGCUACAAAAAGCCACAUCCAUCAUAGAUGAAAUAGUGAAAAAGUUGCUGGACGACAUGGAGGGGAGCAGGCAGAAGCUGCUGGCCCUGCACGCCGCAUGUGUGACUGAAGCACCGGCCGUUCCCAUCAACCAGAAGUUUCAGGCCAUUGUGAUCGGUUGCGCUCUGGAGGACCAGAAGAACAUAAAGCGGAGGCUGGAGACUCUAUUGAGAAAUGUUGAAAAUGCUGAAAAGAACAUCAAGAUUAUGGAUCAUCAAAAACUGGAGAACACCAAAGCAAACGGUAGUCAAUAAGACUCAUCACCAAAGCAUUAAAUGUGCCUUGAAUGUUCUCUUUCAGAAGGCUGCUACUUGUAGCAAGAAAAGUGAACAACAAAUAUCCAGUUUUACCAAAUCAUUGUCAUUUUUACAUUGAUCUACUUAAUAUUGGUUACUUAAUGUUUAUACAAUGUACGUGUGUGUUCACAUAUGCACCUAGUGCAGUAAAAGAUGCUGAACAGCAAUGAAUUAAGUCUCUUUUUGUUUCAUUGCCUCACUUUUAAAAUUAGGUAGUUGAUUUUGUAAGUGCACGCACUACCUCUUUAUGUGAAAUCAACACAAGAUAUAUGGAUUUUAGUUUGUAUUUGCACAUAUGAGUUUUAUUUCAGAUCACGUGUCAAAAAACUAAAUAAACCUGUUGUCUUAUGA